CAUUAACGUUAUUCCUGACUGGCUGUAAGCAUGUUUUCUAAUCUUGUCAAUGUGUUAACAUUAGGACAAAAUACACCUGUGAAAUCAUGUUAGUAAAAGGUGGUUAAUGUGCACUGACGGCAAGAAUUUAUGUUUCUACAUAAUCAUAAUGGCAGGCCUAGGUAACGUUGGGUGCCUGAAUUUACCGUUUCUUUAAAAGUUUGUAUUUUUUUCACACCCGUAGACCCGCCCCUACUCUGCCGCUGACUGGCUCCGACCGACCGUGACAUUUUUCAAGGCCUGUCACUCCACUUGCGCCAACCUAACCAACGAAUGCAACGAACACUAGCCAAUCAGAGGCAGGUCUUCGCGGAAUGCGGGUUAUUCUCAUAUCUGAUUGUCUUGGUGUGAUGUGGACCAAAACCUAAUUCUUUGGGGAGCUCAUAUUGUUUUGAUUGAAAAAUGGCACAGCAUCUGAAGUUGAGAGUCAUUGUGGGCGACGAUGACUAUAGAAGACUUGAUCUCCAUUCAGGAAUGCCAGAAACUUUGGCAGAGUUCCACAAUACAAUUUGCCAAGCAUUUGGAAUUGAAACAGACUUUCGUAUUCAAUUCAUGGAUCCUGACUUCAACAAUGAUUUCAUGAAUGUUACAUCAGUACACGACAUAAAGGACAGAAGUACAAUCAAGUUGGUGUACAUGGCAACCCUAACUCUAACCCCCCUAAAUGAUGUGGGUUUGAGUCCAUCUUCUGUAAUGCAGAAUGCUCCCAGGACUUCUGGAUCAUCUGGAGCACCAGUGAGCAACCAAACAUCUCCCAUUUCCUCACAGGCCUCAUUGCCCACAACAGACUCGGAUGACACCAUCAUUCUGCCACAUUCAGACAAUGAAUUGAGAUCACGUGCAUGGCCACGUGAAUUCCCCAUUCCUCACUUUCCAUACAAUGUAGAGGUGCAGCUUCAACGUGGAAAUGACAGCUUCAGAGAAACUGGCACUCAACUGAAGAUUACUCCAGGGUUGAAGUCUGACAUCUUAGAGAAGCUAGCCGAGGAGAUCUUCCAGUAUACAGCGUACCCACAAAAUUACCAAAUAGAUGAUGUAGCGGAGGCACUCAUCAAAAAAUUUCCCUGUUUGAAGGAACCAUCUGCCACUGGUUACUAUGGCUGGAUGAUCAGCCUAAAAUAUAAAAUGGCUAAUUACAGAACAAAGAUGCAAACUAUUGGCUUUCCAGAAGUGACUGUAAAUGCUUUGAAAAACAAACGUAGUGAUGACUGCCUCCCAGCCAAAAAUGUAAAGAAGCCUAAAAAGGCUGAAGUCAACUUUUGUCCUUCACACCCUGCUGGCGAAACGGAUGAAAGCUUAGAAAAUGUCAGACUUGAAAUGUUGAAUGAUGUCAGACAAAGAAACAGUGCAUCAUGUGUAAAAAAGAAGAUGUCAAAAACAUUCUCCUACAGAAGAAAAGAGGUAGUGCAGGAAAAUCCAGCUGCCGGAGAGUUUAAAGCCAGGUGGCCUGCACUUUUUCACAUUGAUGAGAUAAAUGCUGAAUUCCAGCGCAUAACAACCGUCCCACUUGAAACAACCUUCAUGGCUCAGUUGGACAGCCAUUUACCCCAGCUGACAUCUCUUUUCAACAAAAAGGGAGGUGUUUCUGGCCAAAAACUAGCCAAACAUCUGGCGAUCUUGCAAGAGGCUACAAGUGACAUCAAUCUUAAAAGGGCAGCAGUCCUCAAGGCACUUUGCAUCUACCUUGGUGAGGAUGAUGGACAUCUCAUUCGGGAGUAUAAGGACAUCGAAGGAGAUGACAUCCAGAGAGACCUGCAGAAUUCCACCAUGGGCGUAUAUGUCAUCAACAAGGAGGGUGGAGAAAUUGGAGCACAUGAUGACAUUAGCAUCUAUGUUGAAGGAGAAAUCAUUCUGGACAACAUUGGAUCUGUAGCCCAAGCAUGUGCAAUGAUGCUGGGAGUCAUCUAUGUAUUGAACAUGGCUUACCCCAAAGAGCUGAAAUACUCCUAUGAAUUCAUUCAAAAAGUGCUCUUGAAAAUGGAUGGAGAAAGGCUUUCCCCCAAAGUCCGUGGACUAAAGAACAAAAUCAUUGCUGGACUGUAGGAUUUCUUCAGCCGCUCUUGUGAACGCCGCUAAGCUGCAUUUUUAAAUCUGGUUUGGGAGGCGAUAGAAAACAUUUAGUAUGAUGUAAAAUGCAGCCCUAGAAGAUGUUUCAAACUGAAAACAAAGUGAGUGGUGGACUGUAAUACAUAGCCACUGGUGUGAACAUUUAAAGUUGUCAUUGGAUUUUGUAGAAUAUUCACCUGAAAUAACAAUUGCAAUCCUGGAAAUAAGCCAGGUUUCUAUCCACACUCAGCACAAAAUGUAUCCAUCCAUCCAUUAACGCCAUAUGAAUAUUAGAAGUUAAGCGCUUUGAGAUAAACAGUUGGUGACGUCUGCGCCAUUAAGGCAUUGCAUAAGAAGAGGACACAAUGAGAUGACGUCAUUAAAAGAGAUUCAGUCAAAGUUCAAACGAUGGAGAACCAUGUGGAAAACAUGGAAUUAUGACAUUUCUUGUUAGUUUCAUGUAAGAAUGUUACAGCCUCCUCAUUGCUCCACACAGAUGUGAUGUUUUCAUUUGCCACUAUUUUUAUUAUUCUCAGAGGAGCUUAAGCUUCAGUGGACAUUUAAGUCACGUUUCAUUUUAUUCAGUAAGUCUGUUUCCAUAUUGAUACACCAACUUUUUCACCUCAGCCAAGCAUAAAAUCUAUUUUGUUAUGUUACAUUUUUUUCCUAUUACAGUAUUUUUUGAAUGUAACUGUUUGCAGUUUUUUGUAAUUUCAGCAUCAGGUCCUCAGUGGGCACUGUGUUGCAGCUGUGGACAGUUCUUGUACUAUAGUAUUUUUUGUUCUGUAUAGUACUGGUGUAUUUUGUUAUUUGUAUAUGUUGUGCUCUUGCAAAUGGAUGGUAAAAGGCUUUCCUCCAAAGUUCUCCUGUGUACAUAUACAGUGCCUUGCGAAAGUAUUCGGCCCCCUUGAACUUUGCGACCUUUUGCCGCAUUUCAGGCUUCAAACAAAGAUAUGAAACUGUAAUUUUUGUGAAGAAUCAACAACA
Messenger RNA from Siniperca chuatsi (mandarin fish), 3072 nucleotides. RefSeq lists its product as uncharacterized. Bases 442 to 2082 code for a protein of 546 amino acids. The record is from RefSeq and is a predicted model, not a curated record. NCBI's taxonomy places the organism in Eukaryota, Metazoa, Chordata, Actinopteri, Centrarchiformes, Sinipercidae. The transcript has 6 exons.